Messenger RNA from Cladocopium goreaui, 1046 nucleotides. Lineage: Eukaryota; Dinophyceae; Suessiales; Symbiodiniaceae. The record is from the annotation of a GenBank genome assembly.
AUGGCUCUGCGAGUUUUUCGAGAGAUCUCUUCCGCUCAUCUUCAACCGAAUUUGCUGAGCUUCAGUUCAGCAAUCAGUGCAUGCGAAAAAGCUGGCGAAUGGCAAAAGGCACUAUACCUGCUUGAAGCAACUUCUCGUGCUCGAAUCAGCCCAGAUGUCAUCAUCCACAGUGCAGCCAUUAGUUCCUGUGAAAAGAGUGGUGAGUGGAAAAGAGCUCUACAGCUGCUGUCCACGAUGCCUGAUGUGCAGAUUCAUCCUAACAAGGUGAGCUAUAGCGCAUCGAUCAGCGUUUGCCAAAAGGCUUGGCAAUGGCAGUGGGCUUUACAUCUUUUGCAGCUGAUGCCUGCAGCAAAAGUCCUUCCCAAUGAGGUGAGUUUUACUGCGGCCAUCAGUGCAUGUGAGAAAGCUGAGCAAUGGCAUUGGGCUCUGGAGCUUCUUUCCAGCAUGUCUCGCCACAAGCUGUGCCUGGACGUUUUCUCCUGUAGCGCUGCCAUGAGCUGCUGCGAGAAGGGAUCCCAGUGGUCCAAGGCGUUGUACCUCCUGCGUUCGAUGCCACAUAGGAAGGUAGCACCAAACUUGUUCAGCUACACUGCAGCAAUCAGCGCAUGUGCGCAAGUCCAACAUUGGAAGUUUGCCGUGCAGUUCUUUGAAGAAAUGGUCAGUAGGGGGAUAUGUCCGGACAAUGUUUGUCGCAAUCUCUUGCUUGACAGCAUUUCCAAUCAAAAGGAAGCUUAUGCGCUUUUCAAGUCCUUGAACGUGGAUGGCUAGUGCGAUUGAUCGCCACAUUCACCGGACCAUGCCACUUGCGGUAGAAGGACCAGUGAAGUUUCCGCCCAGGCUUCCAUCAAUUUAACUGUUUGACCAGAAGCAAGCUGUACCUGCCACAAAGUUGGUGCAGAUUGUGAGGAAAGUAGUAGAUGCAGAUCGAUGAUAUGCUAUGGAAAUAUAUGUUCGGAUCCAUCAAAAGCUAUGAAAUACCAUAUUUGGCGGGAUUGAACUGAUUGAACAUCCAUAAAUCCCAGCAGUGGCAUGGUGUGAAGGGAGCC